Molecule: messenger RNA, 2472 nt
Organism: Aphanomyces invadans
Lineage: Eukaryota; Oomycota; Saprolegniomycetes; Saprolegniales; Verrucalvaceae
Exons: 7
Source: RefSeq, a predicted model, not a curated record
GAUGCGUCGACGGUUAUUUGUCGGUGAUGCCGCUGCGGCGGCGCUGGCAUGCAUGGCGACUGCACAGGCCACCGACGACAUCUUACGAGAUGAAGUGAAUGAGUACAAGUUCACAGAACACGACGUUGGGUCGCCUUCACAAGAUGACGAGAUUCAGAUCUACUCGACGGACAUUUCGGGCACCGAUCUGCGUGACCAGGCACAUCGUGGUUCUUUAGAUGGCGGUAGUGGACCUUCCUUCAUGGCAGACAUGACGGUGCCGUUCGUACCAGUCGUCCCCAGCACAUUGGACAUUGUCGCCAUUCCGGACGCGAUUGUGCUCUCUCCCGACCAAAUCCGCGACGUAUCCAUUGCUGUCCAAGCCAUUCUUCUUGCAGGUGUCAUUGUGGUCGCCAUCAUCGGUCGCAUCGUCUCCAUUGUUCGGACUCGUCGCGCUGUCGAGGACUCGAUCCGCCACGUCUAUCGCCUGGUAGACGUCGCCGCUGUUCGUCAGGCGAUUGCGGAAUCCACCAACGCCGAGUUCCACGCGGCGGCCUCACUGCACCUUCGUCUGAUGGAGUUUCUGAGGGUGGCGAACGAUCUCGCCGCCGAGACGUACUACAAAGAGUUUGAUCAUGCCCGAUGGAUGAUAGUGAAUCGAGUGACGAAGGAAGAAGACCCGACGAAUGUGGCAGGCUUGCUGGAGCACAUGGCGACGGUUGUAACCAAGGGCGAGGCGUUGGUGGCGACCUUGGCUGCUCAAGAUGUUCCUGUGCCGAAGGACCGUAAACGGGCAAUCGAAAGCCACCUCGAGACGCUGCGCGCACGGAAGAGCCACAUGGCGAAGCUGCAUGUGACGAUUCGUUCCAAAAUCGAAGCCGCCAUCGAGGCGUCCAAACACCGCAAUGGGAUGCAAUUGGACGAUUGGAAGCGGCUGAAGGACCUAUGGAUUUCUCUGGGACUUUCGGAAGUAGAAGUAAAUGAGCCCGACGGAUGGUACCAGAGGAAUCUUCGUAACCUUGAGCUGCAGCAGGCGACGCUGUUCGAGUUGUACAAGCUGAAGCAACGAGCAGAGUCGUCGAUCGUGGUGGUAUCGUCGUCGAAAUCGAUGGAGCCUUCCGUGCUAGAUCAAAUGUCGGAUCUGCUGAAGAAAGCCAAGCGAGAAGAAUGGGACCAGGACGAGUUCUACCAGCUUGAACUGUUCGUCCAAACUCGUGCUGACCACCACAUCGAGCAACAGGCCAUGGUGUUGGCGCAGCUACCGGCGUCGCCAUUGCCACGGUCUCUUGGAAAUGACGUCGAAGAAAGGACCGACGUCCAACGUGACCCAGGUUACAAGCGUGGGAUGGAUUUGCAUGACGUGCUGCAAAUGCAAAUGGCGCAAACUCGAGCUCUGCAAGACAAUGCCCUCGCCUUCCACAAGCUCAACACAGACCGCAUCAUGCUACAUGAAAGGAAGAUGCACCUCGAAACACUCGACCAACGCCAACGUCAGUUUGAAUUGACCGUCCAGGCCAAGCGCGAGCGCGACGAAGCCAAGUAUCAACGGAAACUCCAGGACGCCACAGCCAAACUGGAACGUAAACUCACUGCAAAAAGACUCAAGCAGGCCGAGAAGGACGCAAAAGAGACCGCCGCUGCGAAUGCCAAGUUCCUCGCUCUACGUGUUCAUGAAGAGUGGGCGCUUGUCCGGCACGUUCUGGUGCUGAACAUGGUGGUGGUGAUUCUCGUGAUGGCGCUCGUAUUCUGGGACGCUGUGACAUCGCGGGAAUGGCUGUCGUCGACGUGCGAUGUUCGACAAUCCUACUGGACACCGACGCAUCUUUCUGUACUCGGAUGCAAAGCUAUGUACGGAGCGCAGGUGGCAUCCGUCAUGGUCCUGGCGCUGCUCCUCCUCUCCGUGUUUUCCUACCUAAACCUGUCGUUGUGGGGCGUGGCCAUCCUGGGUGGCGCCGCUCUGUACACGUUUCGGGCAUCGUGGCAGCACGUGUUGUUACGUCUGCCUCACGUGCUGUGGCUCGUCGGGUUCAACUAUUGCGUGGGGUCCAUGCUUGCUUUGGAUGGUCGACGUCGCUGGACGCUGUACAUGAACUGGAGGCCCAUUGUCGUGUAUAUAGCAUACCCCAUCGUGUCGCUGGCCGUGUCGCUCGCGAUGGGCAUGAAGAUCGCGUGCGACUCCCCAAUCGAUUGCUUUCACGACGCCAUCGCCUGGUGCAGAGUGCAAUCGCUCAACGUCGUCACGUAAUACACGCCAUCCUCCGGGCUAAAAUCCUUUCGUGGAGCUAUGCUGACUGCUGCACCAACUUCGUUCUCCGAAGACUUGGUGAUCCAAUACAAAGGCCGGCAUGUUGACGACCUGUAAGGUGAUCAUCACGCGAAGGGCUAGUCUCGUUCAAUGCAGCCUCUGGAAUAGUGGACACCGACCACCCUAGCUAUGCUCUUGCAACAAAAGUCUUCUUCAGAGGCCAACCGUCCCCCUUCUGCAAUGAACGU